UCUGGAUUGACGUUCAACUAGCGGCUGACGAACUUAUCGACGGUGGUCUAGACCCUCACAGUAUCCGCCUUGGCGGUGGCUGGAUCUCCCCACGAAAAUCCCCACUCAUUCCUUCGGAAACCUUCUGGGGCUCGUGGAAACAUCACCUCACUUAUUCCCGUCACACCGCACAGCGCCCUCGCGUCACAUCCAUGCAGCAUCAGCCAGAUCGUCAUCAUUCUCGUAACUGACAGCAUUUCCAAGCCACCACUUGUAGAAGAAGGCCGCGUGCGCCGAGCGCACCAUGAAGGAGGAGGCUGUCUAUCCCUCAACAAGUCCCGAGGCGUCGUCCAAUUCGCUCACACCAGGCGACCCGCCGCCAAAGAAGAAGCAGAAGAGGAACAAGCCUACUCUGAGCUGCGAGGAAUGCGUUGAGCGCAAAACCAAGUGUGAUCGCACUCGGCCUCAUUGUCUGGCGUGCAUCAAGCGACAAUCAGCAUGCAAAUACUCAGCCAUAGCAAACCUGAUCGCGACAUCUGCAGAUGGCGUUGGCGCCGCGCGUAAUUCGGGACGAGCCAGGAAGCAACAGCAGAAACCCACUCACCUCCAGCUUGGCAGCGACACGCAGCAGCAUUCACCUCCUGUUCAGGUUCAUGCUCAGGUACCGCCACCAGUGAGGGCGCAGUAUCGCAGCGUGUCUCUGUCUUCGUCUGGAUCAUCGCCCUUCUUGUUGUCUAAUGUGCCAUUCUCGAGUAGAGCUCCUCAGCCGUUUUUCGGCUUGGGCUCUGAACAUCCUUUCGCCAAUUACUGGACUAGUCGCGGCGGCCUUGCUGAAGUCGUAGGUGUUCUGCCAGCGAAGGAGCAAGCCGACAUUCUUGUCGACAAAUAUUUUGAUGCCGUCGAUCCGGUGUAUCCUAUGAUACACCGGCGGAACUUUUAUGCCGACUAUGAGCGCUUCUGGGCGAUGUCGUUGGAGGAGAAGCAGGUUGCUGAUCCAGUCACGGUUGCCCUGCACUUCGUGGUAUACGCCAUGGGCACCCAAUUCAUUCACACACCAUCCAACCAGGAACGCGCGCAAAUAGCUGAGUUUUAUGUUUCAGCAGCGCAGCAAGCGCUGAGAUUGUCAUCCUACCUGAGCAGAGCUUCGGUUAGGACACUGCAAGCCAUGGUGCUUAUAGGGUACUUCCUCAUGAACGACAAUCACGCUUCUGACGCCUGGGCAUUCGGAGGUGUCCUUGUACGGCAAGCAUACGCGAUGGGACUGCACCGCGACCCAGAUGUCAUAGCAUCCCGAUGUUCACGAAGCGACAAACAGCAACGCCGGAAACUCUGGCAAGCCAUCUUCUUCCAAGACACCUUCCUCACCGUCCUGCUCAAGCUCCCACCGACAACAACUUUCUCCGACGUCCACCCCAAAUCCCUCGACGACUCGCUCGACGACUACGCCGUGCCUAACGGCUCCUCCAACGGCAACACCGACCCCGUCCUCAACCCCAUGAGCAUCACCCACAUCGCUCAACUAAAAGAUGUCUACCCACCCUACGAACUUGCGGACCGCCGCUACAUUCGCUCAAUGUGGCACAUGGCCAACCUCGUCUCGCGCACAGUCUGUACCCCGCGCUCGCUCUCAACACCCCUUACAACCUCCAUAUCCCACAAAGCCGCGCUCGUCGAAGAGUACUUCGCACUCCACCGCAGUUUCCCACCCGAACUCACUGCGUCUGACGAUGCCACGAUCCAGAAACUAGCCGAAACGAACCCUCGCUCUUUAAGGCAGAACCUAUUCUUCCGCAGCAAUUUCUGGCACUGCGUCAUGGUGAUUCAAUCCGAUGAGAAUCCGGACGAGGGGUAUAUGUGUGAGGUCAAGGGGUGUUUGGAGGCGGCGCGCAUGGCGGUGCAGAGUUUCAUUCAUUUCUGGGAAUAUCUGAGGAUCGAUGCGAGUGUGUGGUGGGUGUUUCAGCAUAGAGCUUUUGAGGAGGCUCUUGAGCUUCUUAUGGUGCGCAUUCUGGGGCGGCAGGAACAGCCGUUGUCCCCUCGACAUAAUGGGCCGCCGUCCACAGACCCGUUGUUAAUGGCAGCGAAGGAAGAUGCGAGAAAAUGCUUGGAGAUCUUAGAUUUGGUUGGCAUUGCGCCGGAGAUGCAGAAGACGAGAACAGAG
This is a messenger RNA of Macroventuria anomochaeta, 2137 nucleotides long. RefSeq lists its product as uncharacterized. The annotation marks the transcript as partial. The record is from RefSeq and is a predicted model, not a curated record. NCBI's taxonomy places the organism in Eukaryota, Fungi, Ascomycota, Dothideomycetes, Pleosporales, Didymellaceae. Gene Ontology annotation, cellular component: nucleus. Gene Ontology annotation, biological process: regulation of DNA-templated transcription; DNA-templated transcription. The transcript is spliced from 6 exons. Gene Ontology annotation, molecular function: DNA-binding transcription factor activity, RNA polymerase II-specific; DNA binding; zinc ion binding.